This is a messenger RNA of Paralichthys olivaceus (Japanese flounder), 4298 nucleotides long. RefSeq names its product family with sequence similarity 189 member A1 (gene entrep2). Gene Ontology annotation, cellular component: membrane. NCBI's taxonomy places the organism in Eukaryota, Metazoa, Chordata, Actinopteri, Pleuronectiformes, Paralichthyidae. The record is from RefSeq and is a predicted model, not a curated record.
UCAUCUGAAUUUGCCUCAAGUUAAAAAUGUUGGCAAACAGUGGAAAAGACAAACCACUAAUAUGAAAACACAUUUUCUGAAUCCUCAACAGAGCUUGAACCUCCCGGACCUCAACGGACCGUUAGCUCCAUGCAGCUCUGCUCUGUGAUGAAGGACAGAUGAUCCAGAGCCACUGGUCAAUGACAAUGCAGUUCUGCAGCUGCGGCUUUAAUCUGCAGUCACGUUGUUUCACACCAGGUAAACACCUGAACUUCACAUUUUCAUUUCCUUCAACUUUCCACUGAAUCCUCGUGACAUGGUGCAAAUGUCGAGGAUGUAGAAUAAAACAUGUUCUCACAGUAAAUCUCAUUUCUUCAGGGGCUGCAUGAUCCGAGGCUGCAGAUCUGAUCCUGCCACGUUUUCCUCCAAAUCACCAGCAUCACCACCAGCAGCAGCAUCACCACCAGCAGCAGCACCAGCAGCAUCACCACCAGCAGCAGCAGCAGCGGGUGAUCAACUCACUCGUUGGCUGAUGAGUGAAGAGACCACCUCCCCCCUCUGCUGCUCCACUAUCGUAGUAAAACACGCUCCGCAGCUCGCCGCCAUCAGACGCGCACCGUGGCACAUCUCCAAUGCGCAGUGUGCGUCUCCGCUGCUGAGCUGGUGGAUCCUCUCUGUCGCCUGUGAACCCGGAGCCUCUCACUGGAGGAAACUGCAGAUAUCCAGGCGCCGGAUAAAAGACAAAAAACCCGCAGAACUGGUUUCAACUCUGUGGACGUGUGUGUGUGUCUUUUCUCUCAGAGAGUGCGGGAUCAUCGCCUGUGGUUCACGCGUGUUUUACCCACGCUCCAUCCCUCCUGCGUGGAGUUGAGAGGCUGCAGAGGACGGAGCAUGUAAAGCUGCUCCACAGCUGCAGGAGGACGAUGCGUCUGCGCUUUGUGCCAUUUUUGGCUUUUGAGGAAUGGACUCUUCUCCGGAGCUGCCCCCGAGACCAACCUGUGCAUUGUGUGUGUCUGUGUGUGAGGAUAUGAGGUAACACUUCGUGUGUGUGUGUGUGUGGGUUGUGGCAAACAUCAGCUCUUCUCGCCUCUUCUCUCCUCCCUCCGCCGCAGCGCGUCUUUAAUUGGAGCGACUCUGGAGCGUCUUAAUUGAUGGAGAUCGGACACUGACGGAGAGUUUCCCAGUUUUCCAGUUUCCCCGCAGGCUGAACCACAACCAUCCAGCUGCAGUGUGGAUGUUACUCUGCUCCUCUGCUGCAGCUCUGUUCGGUCCUUUCCAUCACUGACGAUGCCGGUGAACGCGUUGCCCCGCGGCGGCGGCGGCAUCAGCGGCCCGGGCUCCUUGAGCCCCGCGUCGCUGUCCCGCAGCCUGUCCCGGCUCAGGGAGCACCGGACCCGGACCAGGAUCAUGCUGGCGCUGGGGGUCUCUCAGAUGGUGCUGGGGAGUCUGAUCCUGGCCGUCAGCUUCGCGGCUCUGGCUCUCACCACAUCACCCAGAGUCCGACACUCGUGUCCCUUCUGGGCAGGCUUCUCUGUGUUGCUCUCUGGACUCAUCGGAGUGGUGUCAUGGAAGAGGCCGCUCUCUCUUGUGAUCACAUUCUUCAUGCUGCUGUCAGCAGUGUGUGUGAUGCUCAACCUGGCGGGCUCCAUCCUCUCCUGCCAGAAUGCUCAGCUGGUCAACUCUCUGGAAGACUGUCAGCUGUGUGGAUGUGUGUUCCCCCCUCCUCCCCACCAGCUCAAGUUUGACAGCGAUGGAGUGUGUGUUUGCUGUGAGCUACAGCAGCAGAGCUCGAGCUGCAACAACCUGGGCGAGAUGCUGAAACUGAAUCCACUGAGGGACUGCAACACAAUACGCCUACGUCUCAAGGAGCUGCUGUUCAGCGUGUGUGCCCUCAACGUCAUCUCCACCAUUGUGUGUGCUCUAGCCACAGCCAUGUGCUGCAUGCAGAUGGUCUCGACUGAUGUGCUGCAGAUGUUUAUGCCACACAGAGCACGAGCCCUAAAUGCUGACUGCAUGACCCCCCAUGGAACCAUCCUCCACCAAACUCUGGACUUUGAUGAGUUUAUUCCUCCCAUACCUCCUCCACCGUACUACCCCCCAGAGUAUACCUGCACCCCCUCGAUGGAUGGACAGAGAGGGCUCCACCUGGACUUUCCCCACUCUCCCUUCAGUGCCAUCUACGGGGUGCCCAUCAACAGCCCUGGGACCCUGUACCCAACGGACCUGCCGCCUCCAUAUGAGUCUGUGGUGGGGCAGACCCCUGCCAGCCAGGUCACAACCAGCAUAGAGCAACAGGCCACUGGGUCCAGUUUAUGUGAGAGAAACACCACUGCAGGUCUCAGCACUCAGGCCUCAGUGGACAGUGCAUCACUGAUGGUGUCCGAGGUGGCUGAUCAGGACCAGACCUGCUCCUCAGAGGACUUGUGCUCCCUGGAGGUCCAGGGCUCUGACUCCUCUCCUUACGGCACGCCCCACACCGCCCCCACUGAUGGAAGCUGCACCAGCCUGGAACUUUGUACACGUGACCCGUCACGUUGCCAUCGUGGCCUGCCUAGCAUGGAUGUUCGCCCAUGUGACACCGGAUACAGUGAGUCUUCACAGACCCAGGAGUCUCUGGAACGCUCUCCAGACUGGUCUUCAGAAAACUUUAGCAAUCUGGACCAGGAGGACUCCACAGACAACACACACCCCUGUGAGGAACUCAGUUCCAAAGUGCACAUCUGUGACGAGCUCGCCUCAGCCAAACAUUUACCAGAGGAGCCGCCUAAACCGCCGACACACUCCCUCAUCAAAGCACGAAUGAUGAGCAGGAAGCUCAUGCUCCCUGUUGCUAUCCCCCCACCACCUCAGCCUUGUUCCCCCACCUCAGUGGCUUCCUCUGGUGGAACUUCAGCCAUCAGCCCUUUGGCCCCUUCUCCCUCCCCUUCCCCUCCGAGCAGACCACGCGGCCCCAGGCUGUGUUUCAGUGUUUGGUCACCCUCAUCGACAUCACAACCCCCCUCUACCUCAGCUCAAAGUGGCUACUCACCCUCAGAGAGGCCUCGGGUGCUGCGAGCAGCCAGGAGGUACCGCAAGCUGGCACGCAUUGUCCGCUCCACCAGUGACCCUAUCUCCUGCUCCUCUGCAACAGGAAGAGAAAAUAGUGGCGGUGCCUCUGCCACUAAUCCUGCUGCUGAAGCUUCAGCUCAUACGUCACCAGAGCAAGACAUGACAGCAGAGGUUGGUGAAGCUAAACCGGGUCACAUAUGUGUCAGGAAGCAGCAGAAAGAGGACAGGAAAACUGACAUCCCCCUCAAACCUCGAGCCCUGCACACAAACUCCUCCAACGAGCGCCCACACUCACUGGCCGACCUCAAGAUGUACAAAGACACCAAAAUAUUGGUUGCCAAGUUCCUGGAGCAUUCAAACUGCAGUCUACCUCCUGAGGUCCAGCAGGUCGUCAACAACAUCAAGUGCGUCAUCAAGUCGGACGAGAAACACAUGGAGGAGGCCAUCUUCAGUGCCAAUGUCAUAGAUCAGGUGAUGACCCAGCGCAUCAUCGGCAGUCCCAGAAAGCGAGGCUGUGAGGAUCUUCACCUCCAGAGCUGCGGCGCUUUGAGCUCAUCACCGUCCCCUUCCCUGUGCCGUCCCAAACACCUCCAACAAACAACCAGCGCCUCCACCAACCCACUGGACUCCCCCUCAUCUGAACAAAGCCUUGAGUACAGAGAGACUAUUCUCUGACCUUCCUCCCAACAAGGACUCGGGUGAAAAAUUCUGAGGGCAUUUCAGUGAGCAAGAGUUGCAGACACGUUGUGCUGUGCCACAGAUGUCUGUAGAGUGAUCAGACACUGUGAGAUAAUUUAUUUGUACAGUGUGACAGCAGCAUAGGCAAACUGAAAUGCUCUCACAUUGUAUCUCUUAGUGCCCUGUGAGACCGUGCCAAGUCAUCAGCAGAAAUGGUAGCACACUCAGACUGAGCCUGCCAGUGUCUGUAGAGGCUUCUUUCUCAUCAGAAAAUCAAAAGAAUGUUUCUCCCUCAGGGGAUCUUUUCUACCGAGUCUCAUCUCUUCAAAAAAUGUACAACUGGUAAGUUUGUCAUUGAAAGAUUUCCAGUAUUCCUCGUCUUCAUAUGAAGCAGAGAGAAAUAUUGUUUGUAUUAAACUGUGAACUGAACUGAUGACGUGUUACUCGCCAUCGUUUGCAGACUUUGUGGAACUGUUGCUGAUUGGGUGGUGAAUAUUUUGUGGUGUCGCUGGUUUCAAAAACAUCACAGAUGUGGAUUAUUUAACUUACCUCAUUGUGUUGCGAUUCUUUUCAGUGUUACAAUAAAAUCAGAG